CUACUCUCUGCCUCUCUCUCUACCCUGUCGCUUCUCUUUCUGGAACCAGAAGAAGAGCUCGUUCGCAAUCUCCACCGUCAGUCAAACUCACUCUCUCCCUCGCUGAAGUUCCUUCUCGCUCGCACGAUGAAGCAGCUCGCGCGGAGCGAAUGAUUCGCAGCUCGUCUCGCCUCUGGAAUUCGUGCUCCGAGCUUCGGAUUGUGGAUUGCCGUAUCCGUUUCUUCCAUGGGGGGUGCUGAUCUAGGUCCUCUUCCGCUGCUGCAUCGGGCCUCGGGAAUGGAGGUGGUGGUUCACUAGGGAAUCGGAGGAGACAGUAACUUCUAACGGACGUCAUGCAUGAGUUAUAUGGUCAAUCGAGCUAUCAGGCAUUUCUAGUUGCUGUUGAUUUUGAGUCCGGUUGAUGGGGGCUCUACCAGUGGACAAUGACGGUGGCAAUGAUAGGGCGUCCGUUGAACACAGCAUUCAUCACCAUGAGCAGAAUGGAGGAACCAAUGGAAUUCUGUAUGAGGAGCAAUGUCGGAAUUCAUCCGAGGAAGACAAUUCCAGGUCUAAUGAUGUAGUGGAAUAUGGUAACGGUUAUCCUAGUUUGGAUAUUCAGGCACAUGAUGGUUUUCGAAUAGAGCCACAACAGCCCCAAGGGCCACAACAGCCUCAUGGGCCUAUGGUACUAUGGGAGAGGUUCCUCCCCAUCAAGACAGUUAAGGUUCUUCUUGUCGAAAACGAUGAUUCAACACGGCAAGUUGUUAAUGCACUGUUACGGAAUUGUGGAUAUGAAGUUACUGCUGUUGCAAAUGGUAUUCAGGCGUGGAAGACCCUAGAAGAUCCAACAGAUCAGAUUGACCUUGUCUUGACAGAAGUAGUCAUGCCUUUGCUAUCGGGAAUAGGUCUUCUUAGCAAGAUUAUGGGCCACAAGACUUUGAAGAAUAUUCCAGUAAUAAUGAUGUCUUCUCAUGAUUCUAUGGGCAUAGUAUUUAAAUGUCUGUCAAAGGGUGCAGUUGACUUUUUGGUGAAACCUAUCCGAAAGAAUGAACUUAAGAACCUAUGGCAGCAUGUGUGGAGGAGAUGCCACAGUUCUAGCAGCAGUGGAAGUGAGAGUGGGACAAACACCAGAACGUUCAAGGAAUUGAGAAGCAAUGAUGACUCUGAGACCAAUAAUGGUAGCAGUGAAGAGCAGGAUAAUGGAAGUAACGGUUUGAGCAUGCGGAAUGGAAGUGAUGAUGGAAGUGGCACUCAGAGUUCAUGGACAAAUAAGACGGCCGAAGUUGACAGCCCUAAACCAGUAUCACCUUCGAAUGAAUGGGCAGAUGCUCCUGAUAGCACUUGCGCUCAGGUGGUUCAUACUGGGGCAGAAACACUCAAAAUGGACGAAGAAGAACCAGGCACUGCUGGAAUGGGCAAGGAUGGAAAAAGAGCCUCUAGAUGUCAAGAUUCUAAAUAUGGAUAUCAGCAUGAGAGAUGUCAAGAUUCUAAACCUGGAUAUCAACAUGAGAGAUGUCAAGAUUCUAAGCAUAAAUAUCAGCAUGAUAGAUCCAAGAAUGCAUCCUCCAUUAUAGAACCUAAACCAUUUGAUAAAGGACAAUUGGGGCUCGACCUUGACUUAGGUGGCAAAUCUAGAAAUAAAGAAGCCAAUUUGACAUGUGGAACAGCCAAUUGCCCAGAUGCACAGACUGAAAGUACAGUUUUUGACACCAGAGAUGGUAUUUCCAGAAUCUCACAUGCAAAAGCAAAAGCUGACUGUGAUUCUAAAGAACUUCCAUCACUUGAACUAACACUUAAAAGGCUGGAAGGAGUGGGCGAUUCUGGAAAAAGUGCCCUUGGUGAUCACAAAGUUUUGAGGCAUUCUGGCCUAUCAGCAUUCUCCAAGUUCAAUGCAACCUCUUCGGCGAAUCAGGGUCGGGCAGGGACUACUGGAAGCUGUUCUGCAUUUGAUAAUUGUUCAGUUGCAGUAAGAAUGGAGAGCGAUUUUCCUUCUCGUUCACUUGGUACUCCUCCAUAUCGUCAGUCUAACACGAGUAGCAGCAACAAUGAAUUUGUUUUGAGUAGUAAAACUCCUAUAAAGCCAGAAGUAGUAGUAUCAACUUUCAAAUCUUCGGAGUCUUCCGCCUUUCAACCAGUACAGCAUGGUUUUGUGUCUUCAUCUUGGCAAGAGCUGUCUGGAAGGGCAAAUGAUGCUUGUUCUAACACAAUCCAACCACCGUCAACCAGUCCACGUCAGCACAUUCAUAUCCGGUACCACCAUCACCACCACCACCACCACUAUCAUCAUCAUCUCGACAGCUUGCAGCAGCAGCAGCAGCAACAACAACAACCUGACCACAAGGAUCUUUCACUCAAGAACAUGGCAGGAGCAGCUCCACAAUGUGGAUCAUCAAAUGCAUUCCAAGAUCAUUUAGAAGGUAAUACUGGGAACUACAGUGUAAGUGGGAGCAUCUCUGGGAGCAACGGGAAUACUGGAAGUAAAAGUGUGCCAAAUGGUGGAGAGAGUGAUAAGGUAAAGGAUGAUGGAGUUGCUGGACAUACUGGAGAUGGUGGUGUUACUGAGAAUGUUAAUGGUGGUGGACCAGAUGAAGAGCGAAUUGCACUGAGGGAGGCAGCCUUGUCCAAAUUUCGACAGAAGAGGAAGGAAAGAUGCUUUGAGAAGAGGGUUCGUUACGAAAGCAGAAAAAAGCUAGCAGAGCAGCGACCUCGGGUGCGAGGACAGUUUGUUCGGCAGAUAACGUCUGACAGCAAAGCGGGCGAUGACUGCCAGAGCAACGACUCGAUCUCGAAGGACAAUUCUUGCGACAGUGUUCUAUGACAGAAGGAGGAAUGCAUGUGGAUGGUCGAUCAUUGUUGUUCAGAGUGCGAAGGCAUGUAUGAAUAUGAACCUUUACACUGGCCUUGUCUUUUACCAAAAGAUGUUUUAGUCUUGUUUUGGAAAUCAAGGUUUGUUAUGAAAACUCAAAGAAGCAACUGAACUUCAUACAUUUCUUGUAUCUGGGAAAGGAGAUUACGAACAGAUAAGACUUGUGGAUUCAAAAUAA
This is a messenger RNA of Syzygium oleosum, 3023 nucleotides long. Its product is annotated as two-component response regulator-like APRR3. The coding region runs from base 401 to 2797 and encodes 798 amino acids. The transcript has 11 exons. Gene Ontology annotation, biological process: cytokinin-activated signaling pathway; phosphorelay signal transduction system. The record is from RefSeq and is a predicted model, not a curated record. Lineage: Eukaryota; Viridiplantae; Streptophyta; Magnoliopsida; Myrtales; Myrtaceae. Gene Ontology annotation, molecular function: protein binding.